Molecule: messenger RNA, 2340 nt
Organism: Ictalurus furcatus (blue catfish)
Lineage: Eukaryota; Metazoa; Chordata; Actinopteri; Siluriformes; Ictaluridae
Gene: capn5b
Product: calpain 5b
Exons: 13
Coding region: 257-2185 (642 amino acids)
Biological process (GO): proteolysis
Cellular component (GO): cytoplasm
Molecular function (GO): calcium-dependent cysteine-type endopeptidase activity
Source: RefSeq, a predicted model, not a curated record
GGAUACUUAAAUAUUACAACGUAUGUUUAAAUAAUAGUUAUGAGGUUUAGGACUAGGCAGAGGCAUGCUUGAGCAGAAGCUUAACAACUUAAAAGACAGACAGUGCAUUAAGAGUAUUCUCCGGAGCACUACCUUUAGUUCCAGCAUCUUUCUCAAGUGAACUCCUGUCAUAAUUUUUCACUUGUGCUGUCAUGGUGAAUCAUGUCUCUCUUUCCCUUCAUUUCAUCUGGUCUCCACUGUAGCUGCAGCUUGAAGGAUGUUCUCCUCGGUGAAGGCCUUUGAGGGGCAGCAGUAUUUGGUGCUGAAGAAGCAGUGUCUGCAAAGCGGGACCCUGUUCGAGGAUCCGUUCUUCCCCACUGUGGAUGACUCGCUGUUCUAUCAGGGGAACGUCAUUGGCCGUGUGCACUGGAAAAGACCUGGGGAGCUGUGUGAUGAUCCUCAUUUGUUCGUGGAUGGCAUCAGCGCUCAUGACUUGCACCAAGGGCAGCUGGGAAACUGUUGGUUCGUGGCGGCGUGUUCAAGCCUGGCCUCGCGCGAGUCUCUGUGGCAGAAAGUUAUCCCUGACUGGAAAGAGCAGGAAUGGGAUCCGGAGAAACCAGACUCUUACGCGGGAAUCUUCCAUUUCCGCUUCUGGCGCUUUGGUGAAUGGAUGGACGUGGUGAUCGAUGACCGCUUGCCCACAGUGGACAAUCAGCUGGUGUACUGCCACUCAAAUGAUAGCAAUGAGUUCUGGAGUGCCCUUGUGGAGAAAGCUUAUGCCAAAGUGUAUGGCUGCUACGAAGCUCUGGAUGGUGGGAACACAGCUGAUGCUUUAGUGGACUUCACCGGCGGGGUCUCAGAGCCAGUGGACCUGCUGGAAGGAAUGUAUGCUCAGGAUGAGGCGGCCAGGACCCAGCUGUUCGAGAGAGUGCUGAAGGUCCACAAUAGAGAUGGACUCAUCAGCUGCUCCAUCAGGGCAACCACAGUGGAGGACAUGGAGGCUCGGCUGGACUGCGGCCUGGUCAAAGGUCACGCUUACGCAGUCACCGACGUUCGGAAAGUGCGCCUGGGCCACGGCUUGCUGGCCUUCUUCAAAUCUGAGAAGCUGCACAUGAUUCGCAUGAGGAACCCCUGGGGAGAGAAGGAAUGGAGCGGGCCAUGGAGCGACAGCUCGGAGGAAUGGAAUAAGGUGAGCAAGAGCGAGAGGGAGAAGCUGGGCGUCACAGUGCAGGAUGACGGAGAGUUCUGGAUGAACUUUGAGGAUUACUGUCACUACUUUACUGACCUCAUCCUGUGUCGGCUCAUCAACACGUCCUACCUGAGCAUCCAUAAGACCUGGGAGGAGGAGGUGAUGAGAGGAUCCUGGGUUUACAGAGACGACCCUCUGCGUAACCGCUCAGGAGGCUGCAUCAAUCACAAAGCCACUUUCCUGCAGAACCCUCAGUACGUGUUUGAUGUGAGGAAGUUGGAGGACGAGGUCUUGAUCUGCCUGCAGCAGAAAGAGAAAAGAGCGACUGCUAAAGAAGGCAAAGGGGAAAACCUGGCUAUCGGUUUCGACAUCCAUCGGGUGGAACUGAACAGAAAGUUCCGCAUGCACACGGCCCAGCAGAAAGUCGCAGGUUCCAUCUACAUCAACUCUCGCUGUGUCUUCCUGAGGAAAGAGCUGAAAGAGGGCCGCUAUGUCAUCAUCCCCACCACCUUUGACCCGGGUCAGCAGGGAGAAUUCCUGCUCCGGGUAUUCACAGAUGUGCCUUCAGACUGCAAAGAGUUGACCCUGGACGAUCCUCCUCAGACGUGUUGGACGGGGAUGUGUGGAUAUCCUCAGCUGGUCACUCAGGUGCACGUGCUGAGUGCUGAGGGGCUGCAGGGCCAAGACUCUAACGGAGGCUCAGAUCCGUACGUGAUUAUCACUUGUGAGGGGGAGAAAGUCCGAUCGCCUGUACAUAAGGACACCCGAUGUCCCAAGUUCGACAUCAAGGGGGUGUUCUAUCGCAAAAAGCCAAAAGAAGGCAUUCACAUUGAGAUCUACAAUAAGAAUGUAAUUGUAGACACCUUCCUGGGUCAGGUGACCCUCUUCAGUGACCCGAAUGACCGACAGGAGCAGCACAUUGUCCACCUGAGAGACAAAGGCAGCCGCCAAAACAACGACCUCCCCGGCAUGCUGACCGUUCGCCUGAUCACCUGCACCACGUUGACCAACAUUUGACAGCUUAAUGAACAUGACCUCACCCCUGCCCUUUAUCAUCUCCUUCCUUCUUUCUCGAUGGCCUCCGAUCAAGCUGCAGUCCCAGACACAAAUAAUGUGAAGACCCAGACUGGGUGAAAGAAGCUCCUGCUUGGACAGAAGUAGACUGCUCUUUA